CCGCGCGCUGUCUCUAUGCUCCCCCUGCGUCUGGUCUAUUUAUUGUCGCGGGGAAGAAGCGGCCGCCCAGUACCCGGAACAACAAAGCAAGAAAGACGGAGCCCGAGCCUCGGGGGCUCCUAGCAACGGGCCGGGACGGGAGUUCCAUGGAGACUGGGGAGCGCGCCCGCCUUAUCAUCAUCCUUGUCCUCCAGCUUAUCCUUCGCGUCCGACGUAACCGGCAGCAGCGCUGCCGCCGCGUUCUCUGCCGCCGCCCUCUCUUCCCACGGAUGUGAUCUUCGUGGUGGGAAGCUAAGUUUUUAAACUACCCCAAUGGAUGCAGACAGUGAUGUUGCAUUGGACAUUCUAAUUACAAAUGUAGUCUGUGUUUUUAGAACAAGAUGCCAUUUGAACUUAAGGAAGAUUGCUUUGGAGGGAGCAAAUGUAAUUUAUAAGCGUGACGUUGGAAAGGUAUUAAUGAAGCUGAGAAAACCUAGAAUUACAGCUACAAUUUGGUCCUCAGGAAAAAUUAUUUGCACUGGAGCAACAAGUGAAGAAGAAGCUAAAUUUGGUGCCAGGCGUUUAGCCCGCAGUCUUCAGAAACUAGGUUUUCAGGUAAUAUUUACAGAUUUUAAGGUUGUUAACGUUUUGGCAGUGUGUAACAUGCCAUUUGAAAUCCGUUUGCCAGAAUUCACAAAGAACAAUAGACCUCAUGCCAGUUAUGAACCUGAACUUCAUCCUGCUGUGUGCUAUCGGAUAAAAUCUCUAAGAGCUACAUUACAGAUUUUUUCAACAGGAAGUAUCACAGUAACAGGGCCCAACGUAAAGGCUGUUGCGACUGCUGUGGAACAGAUUUACCCAUUUGUGUUUGAAAGCAGGAAAGAAAUUUUAUAAUUCAUCAUGUAAUUGGUUAGAAUCCCUAACUGAGCACCUUUUAAAACCUGCUGCACAUUGGACUCAAAACAAAAGGAAAACUGGACCAACAGUAAUUGAGGAAAUAGACUCUUUUAUUCAUUCACGGCUACAGUGUAAGCUCCAAGCCCUUUGGAUUUUAUUUCAAACCUUGCUGUAAUAUAAAAAGGAAGUUUACAAGACAUGACAUUGCUGCUUUUACAAAAGGACAUUCUAUUUAUUUUCGCAGUAAUUCUCAUGUCCCCGUAAGCAGAGCUGUCACAGUGUGCACUACCUUAAAUUGUUUCGUUAUUGUCAUUAUUUCUUCCCAGUUUGAGCUAAUGUGUUUUAUUUGUGAAUAGUCUUUUACAUUUUUGUAUGCUGAAUAUGGGCACCAAAGAACCUGUAAAAGUUAUCUUUUUCAAUUGAAUGUGCACAAAUAAAAGUUUGGAAAAGA
Molecule: messenger RNA, 1327 nt
Organism: Enhydra lutris kenyoni (northern sea otter)
Lineage: Eukaryota; Metazoa; Chordata; Mammalia; Carnivora; Mustelidae
Gene: TBPL1
Product: TATA-box binding protein like 1
Exons: 7
Coding region: 313-873 (186 amino acids)
Biological process (GO): DNA-templated transcription initiation
Molecular function (GO): general transcription initiation factor activity; DNA binding
Source: RefSeq, a predicted model, not a curated record